Pseudozyma hubeiensis SY62 is the source of this 1953-nucleotide messenger RNA. RefSeq lists its product as hypothetical. The transcript has 2 exons. Gene Ontology annotation, biological process: regulation of DNA-templated transcription. NCBI's taxonomy places the organism in Eukaryota, Fungi, Basidiomycota, Ustilaginomycetes, Ustilaginales, Ustilaginaceae. The record is from RefSeq and is a predicted model, not a curated record. The coding region runs from base 1 to 1953 and encodes 650 amino acids. Gene Ontology annotation, molecular function: DNA-binding transcription factor activity, RNA polymerase II-specific; zinc ion binding; transcription cis-regulatory region binding. Gene Ontology annotation, cellular component: nucleus.
AUGGCUCAUGGCUCACGCCUGAUCAUGAGCACCGCUGUGUACGAGCAAAAGCGACUCGCAUGCUAUCCAUGCCGAGACAAAAAGCUCCGAUGUACGACAAUUCAAGGCGAUGUAUGCGAUCGCUGCAAGCUGCGAUCGCUCAGCUGUCGUAGACCGCUUACAAAACGUCGCUCCGAAGGCACUGAGCCAGUCGCUGCCGCCCGGCACAGCUCGAACGAGCCCUUCCCGAGCCGACAGUCACCUUCGAAUUCGACGCGGGUUGCUGGACACAAGAGGCUUCGCUCGACCGGCAAUGGGCGCUCGGCAAUCGACUCGUCAAACGAAACUUCAUCCACCAAAGUGUCCGAGCUAAUCCCAACAGCAAGCACGUCUCGUACUGUUGAUUUCAGCGGAUCUUUCGACAGUCGCCCACCUUAUCAAAGGUCCCACGACGUGUCGCUACCCCUCGAAAGCGCUGAGCGCCUCUUCUGGAGUAUUCUGGAUCGUCAGAGAAUGUCCAAAGGAUCCUUCCAUUUUGCGAACCACCUUGACAGCAGCACCGCCCUCGAUCCAAUUCGGUGUCACAUACUGACCACGCGCGAGGCACUUCACCUGGUCGAUCGCUUCAUGGCAACGUUCGGAAAGACUCUCGCCUAUUUCGAUCCACGCCUCUGCACCUUCGACUUCCUUCAGUCAAGAUCUCAGUCUCUUUUGUCCAUCAUCUGUCUCACCAUGGCUCGUGUAGAGCCCUGCUUUGGGCAAAUCGCGUCUCGGCUGGAACAGCACGUUCACGGAACCGUCUAUCCGGCUAUUUUGUCCGGUGGUUUCCGCUCCGUCGAGGUCGUACAGGCGCUGCUUAUGUUGGCAGCGUUCGAGCCUCCCACUGAGGACGUUCGCGAAGACAAAUCCUGGUCUCUCCUCUCUCACGCUGCUCGAGUAGCCAGCGAAAUCAAUCUUCAAGCCUGCAUGAUCGAGAAAACAGACACUGAUCAUGCCAGUGAGGCUGAUCAGCUACAGCAACGUCAUGCUCAGCGGACGUGGAUCAACCUUUGGCUUCACGAAUUCUCCUUGGCCCAGCACACUGGACGUCAGAGUAUUCUUGCCGAGCAGGAUCUCUUCUCCUCUUGUCGCGACUGGCAUCACCAUCCUCUGGCCCACUACACUGACAUCGCUCUUGUGUCCAUGGUCGAGCUGCGGACGAUCAUCAAGAAGAAUCGCAGUCUGUUCCGCCUGCUGUCGCCUGGCAACGAGAUGAUCUUCGCCGAGCAGUGCAAGACUCAAAUCGAAGCCUGGUCGAGAUCAUGGUUCAAUGAACGGUCCUCUAUCGACUCGAUCCCUCGCCUAGAGCUCUCUCAGCUCUACGUCAACCAUGCUUUCGUUCAACUGCUAGGACUAGCUUUGCAUCAUCAGCCCCAAUCCGAGUGGCCAUCAAGCAUUGUACUGGACCUCUAUGAGGCGUGCGGUACCUACCUUGACGUGUUUCCGCAGCGCUUGCCUUCCCACAGAUUGCUGUAUUGCUACAAUUCCAUGUGGGUGGCUGCCUCUUACCAAGUGAUCGUGGCGGUUAGGCUCGCCCAACUAGGUUCUAGCUUCGCCUUCAUCGAUGGCGACAUGCUCCUGCAAAAGUGUCAGCGAGUCCACGCGUGCAUCGCAUCAGCCGCUAAAGUGUCAGCGCCAGGCACGGCGGCACAUUGCUACGAGCGCUUUCUGGACGGUGUCUUGCGCACGUCAUCUUCUGUAUCGACCGGCGAUGCGAUGGAGCGGACUUCAUCCACUGAAGCCUCAUCGUCUGAUUCCAUCGCAGAAACGCUUGUGCAGGUCUCGCAGGGCCUACACACAAUCGCCGACCCGUCGGUGCCGUCGUCCGAGCAUUUGACCGAGCCGACGUUUGGAUCUUUGCUAGGGUUUGAUGACCUGGAGUUCUUCGCCUGGGCAGGCGCUUCGCUGGCUCAAAACGAUGAUUUCAAUGCAUAG